Clonostachys rhizophaga is the source of this 648-nucleotide messenger RNA. The record is from the annotation of a GenBank genome assembly. Lineage: Eukaryota; Fungi; Ascomycota; Sordariomycetes; Hypocreales; Bionectriaceae.
AUGGCAGAGCCAGCAAAGCAAGUCGCCGAGUUGCCUUCAUUGCAGCCGCAAUACGUCAAGGCAAUCGAGCUCAUCGACCAGGCUCAUGCAGAGGACCCAAACCUAAUUGAUGGCCCGGAAGGACCCAAGACGCUACCUUACGAGCUUCACUAUGCCCGUGAGAUGACAAGAUGGUUGGCCAGCCGGUACCCUGCCGCAUCUCCUACUCUCCAACUCGCAUGCCGGGCCCAGCACUUCCGGAGAUGGGAGCUACCACGGAGCAGUUUCCCCAAGACACGCCCGGGUUACCUGACCUGGCGCGCCAAGCAGAAGUCCCAGGCCGCCGAGCAAGUGGCCGCUCUCCUCGGCUCUCCAGCCAUUCAGCCCCCCAUCCCGGAGGAGGAGCGUGCCCGGGUGGCGGCGCUGAUCCGCAAGGAGAAGCUGAGCACGGACGAGGAGACCCAGGCGCUCGAGGACGUCGCCUGCCUCGUCUUCCUAGACGACCAGUUUGACGACUUCGAGAGCAAGGGGGACUGUGACGAGGACAAGAUCGUGGACAUCCUGCGGAAGACGUGGGGGAAGAUGAGCGAGCCCGGGAGGAAGCUAGCCUUAGGAAUGGACUUGAGCGAUAGGGCCAAGCACUUGAUUGGGAGGGCUCUCGCGGGUUGA